Molecule: messenger RNA, 970 nt
Organism: Rosa rugosa (rugosa rose)
Lineage: Eukaryota; Viridiplantae; Streptophyta; Magnoliopsida; Rosales; Rosaceae
Product: abscisic stress-ripening protein 5-like
Exons: 2
Coding region: 102-674 (190 amino acids)
Source: RefSeq, a predicted model, not a curated record
ACUCCAAGUCUCCCACACCCAAACACAGAACCUUUCCCCAUCAUCUUAGCCACGUUCUUUGCAUUUUCCCCCAGUAAUACCCAGUACCCACCACCACCACCAUGUCUGAGGAGAAGCACCACCACGGCCUCUUCCACCACCACAAGGACAACGAGGACAAACCCUUAGAAACCUCCGCCUACGAAUCUCAGACAGCUUACGGAGGCGGCGGCUACAGUGAGACCACCGGUUAUUCCGCUGAGGGAGAGGGUGGCAGGUACAACAGUGAGACCACCGACGCGUAUGGCUCAGCUGCUCCCGGCGGUGGCCGAUACACCAGCGAGACCACUGGUUACGUCAAGGAGGGACACGGUGGCAAGUACAGCGAGACCACCACCCAAGCUUAUGGCACCACUGAGUCCGGAAUCGAUUACAAGAAGGAGGAGAAGCACCACAAACAUCUCGAACAACUCGGCGAGCUCGGUGCUGCUGCUGCUGGAGCUUAUGCUUUGCAUGAGAAGCAUAAGGAAAAGAAAGACCCAGAGCAUGCCCACAAGCACAAGAUAGAAGAGGAGAUCGCUGCAGUGGCUGCAGUUGGAUCCGGUGGGUUCGCCUUCCACGAGCACCAUGAAAAGAAAGAGACCAAGGAAGAAGAGGAAGAGGCUCAUGGAAAGAAGCACCACCAUCUCUUCUAAAUCCCAGCUUGUGAUGAUCUUCAUCAAUAAUUAACUAUAUAUCUAUGCAUUGUCGCAUGUUUAAGUUUGUUUCCAUGAACGAUCUGAUUUUUACUUAUUUAUUCGCUGUUAAUUAAUUAUGUGAUCAACAGUGAAUGUACAUUAUCUCAGAGUCUGGGAUUAAUGCCUGUUGAUUACGUGUUUAAUUAAUUAUGUGUUGUUUGUGAGAUAUGGGUGUUAUCUGGGUUUGCUUUGCUCUUAGCAUGCCAUGUAUGUCAUUGAUGAUAAUAACAAAUAAUAUCGUUUACUUUUUGUAA